Molecule: messenger RNA, 1541 nt
Organism: Fusarium redolens
Lineage: Eukaryota; Fungi; Ascomycota; Sordariomycetes; Hypocreales; Nectriaceae
Exons: 1
Coding region: 176-1405 (409 amino acids)
Molecular function (GO): FAD binding
Source: RefSeq, a predicted model, not a curated record
CAGUUCCUUCAUUUUCACAUGAAAUUGCUCUGUAUUCUUUAGGAUAACUCAUUCGUCGACUCUCUGACCCAAUACACACUUUGCAGAACAAACACCUAAACUUACUAAAAGUGGGAACUUUUUGAAGAACACAACAACUUAUACAAAUUGUUCUAAACACUUCCGCUUGACUCCAAUGGCACCGCUGAAAGUGUUGAUAUGUGGAGGCGGUUGUGCCGGACCAGCCUUGGCCUUCUGGCUCACCCGUCUCGGGCACCAUGUAACCAUCGUCGAGCGCUUUCCUGCCCUACGCGCAACUGGAGCACAAAUCGACUUUCGUGAACAAGGCAUUGGAACUCUCAAAGUAAUGGGCCUUAUGGACGAGAUACGAGCCAAACUAGUUGAUGAAGCAGGCGUUGCUUUCAUUGAUACCAAUGGAAAGGUCUUGGGAACAGUGCUCGCCAAUACAUCAGGCAAGGGUGCACAGUCUAUCACAUCUGAGUUCGAAAUAAUGCGGGGAGACCUUGUGAGAAUUUUGUAUGAUGCUACGAAGGACGAUGCUGAGUAUGUUUUUAACAAAACUGUUGAGAAAUUUGAGCAAGAUGAGAAGAGCAUACUUGCCCACUUCUCUGAUGGGACCUCGGACACUUUUGAUAUCCUCGUUGGAGCAGAUGGUCAGGGCUCAAGAAUUCGGAAAGCAAUCGAGCCAGCUGAUGCUCCGGAUCCUUAUCGAAAACUCGGUAUUCACAUGGCGUAUUACUUUAUCCCACGUGAGGAAGGAGAUAGCAAUAUUCGCAGGACAUAUCAAGGUUCGCAAGGUCGCAUGAUAUUUCGUCGAACGCACAACUCAACCGAGACGCAAGUUUAUCUCAUUCUCAAAGACGAUUCUCCUGAAAUCUCCAGCAUCCAUAGAGGUUCAGUCGAGCAGCAGAAAGAGUUCUGGGCACGAAGGUUUCGAGGUGCAGGAUGGCAGACAGAUCGUUUCCUGGAGGGCAUGAAGACAACCGAGAACUUUUACUCUCAAGAAGUUGUCCAAGUUCAGACAAAUACUUGGCACAAAGGCCGCGUGGUUCUCAUAGGCGACGCAGCUUAUUGUCCCUCUCCAUUCAGCGGCAUGGGAACUACGCUCGGCUUCAUCGGUGCUUACGUGCUAGCGGGUGAGAUUCAAAAGAACCCUGAGAACUUAUCCUUGGCUUUUGAGAACUACGACAAAGUGCUGCGACCGUUUGUUGACGAUGUUCAGAAUAUCAAGCUUGGGCUUAUUCGGUGGGCUAUACCUGAUACUCAAUUGGGUGUUACGAUCCUGCAGUGGAUUGCUUGGUUUGUAUGUCUUUUAAGGAUCCCCUAUCUUAUUUCAAGGUUUUCGAGUGAGGAGAAGGCAGGGUGGCCGUUACCGAAUUACCCUGCGCUCAAGGCGAGCAAGUGAGUUUUGUUGUAUCUGUGGUAAUUUUGAAGGCAUUAAACGUUUAAUGUGGGAUAUCAAGCAACUCUACUCAGUCAUUUGCAGGAUGAGAUUGAUAACUGGAGAAACAGUAUUUAAGUAUUGAAUUUUGUUCUAGCAA